Acinonyx jubatus (cheetah) is the source of this 3024-nucleotide messenger RNA. It is a transcript of the gene GPR146, whose product is annotated as G protein-coupled receptor 146. The record is from RefSeq and is a predicted model, not a curated record. The coding region runs from base 1838 to 2839 and encodes 333 amino acids. Gene Ontology annotation, biological process: G protein-coupled receptor signaling pathway. Gene Ontology annotation, molecular function: G protein-coupled receptor activity. NCBI's taxonomy places the organism in Eukaryota, Metazoa, Chordata, Mammalia, Carnivora, Felidae. Gene Ontology annotation, cellular component: membrane. The transcript has 2 exons.
GAGCGCAGGUUCACGCACCCGCGCUCUGGGCACCCGGCGCGCCUGGGGAGGAGGGUGCGGGCUCAGGUCCUCCUCGUCCCCACGCCGGGGACUCACCCAGGCCCACCCGCUCGCGCUCCAGGUACCUGAGCUCCUAAGCUGGGGAAACUGAGGCAGCACAGAACCUGCGUCACGUGCACCACCCGGUGGGUGAGCAGAGCCUCACCCCGGAGGCUCCACAGGGCUGUCCUGAGAGCUCGCUGAGCCAGGUCACGGGCACUAACUGAGCCCCCUCUGCAAGACUCAAGUCUCCGCGUAAGUGGCCUCCUGUACCGUGGAGGUCCCGCUGCAAAGUCUCCUGUGCGGGACGGGAGUUGGCCAGGGCAGUGCCUGAAAGCAGAGGCAUUGAGGACCGGUGCUCUCCUGCCUCAGGCAGCCUACCUGCAGCCCCGCUGUGCUGUCCCCGUCUGUCCCCCUCCGUCACCCAGGCCUGGCCAUCACCCCUGCUGCUCUGGACACUAGGCCACCACUGCCACUGUGCACCUGCUCUCCCAGCAGGGCCUCACGGUUGUCUGCAGAGUGACCCCUGCGGAGGCGGCAUGUUCAGGGCCCACGGGCCGCCAGGCCAGCGCCAGACAACCCCCCCCCCCCCCCCCCCAGCCCGGUCAGGGCCUCCAGGUCUGUGAGUCGCUUGGCCUUGUCCAGCUGCUCGUGCCCCAGGCGGGGGACAGACAGCCCUUGGACACUCGUGCUGAGCUGGCAGUCCAGCCAAAGAACCUCCCGACCCAGCACAGGGGGGCCCUCGGCUCGAGGGCGACCCCCCCACGUGACCAGGAGCGGCCAGGACACCUCCUGGGCCUGGAAAUGGCAAGUCCAGGAAAGCACCUUCGUGAAAAAUAAUUAUUGAAGCCCAGAGGUGGUCUUGGAAGUAAAUGGCUUUUCUUUUCUACCUGAGAGCAUUUGUAGUAAAUGACUGUCACCCAGCUGAGGACACACAGGCCUCUGUAGGGGAUGCAGGGAGACAGAGGGCUCCAGAAACUAAGUCCCUAGAAAUGCUCAGACACCUGCACGCCCGGUGGCCUCUCGCUCCAUCCUCCACAAGCGCUAGUCAGGCCUCCCCUGCCCUGCCAGGGGUGGCUACCGUAUUACUGCGCCCUCUGAGAGGCUGGCCCGAGGUCACCCCGUGAGCCCGCAGAGAGGCCUGGAUGGCAAAGCCGUGGCACCAAGUCCACAAAUGGAAUGCCAGCUUUGACCAAGAAACCCUGCCCUUGUGGACCUCGGCCUUGCUCUCCUCUACGGGUCCCAGAGGUGACCCCUCCACGCUGGAGCGUCGAGCACAGCCUUGUUCCCUCCGAAGGGUUCCUGCCGCACAGCCAGCCUCGUGCAGGGGUGCCCCCUCAGCCUCCGGGUCCUCUCAGGUUUUUCUGGACGAACAGGCCAUUUGUGACCUCUCGCCCCUCUGGGAUGCGCAGCCAAGCCGCCGAAGGGUUCGCGGUAAUGGUCCGAGUCGGCUGAGGGCUCACCCCGGGCGGGGGGCUUCGUGCAGCCAUCUCUCAGGCCAGUCCCGGCGCCUGCUUCCACCAGGCAGCUUCCUCCGCCCUCCCCCACCUCGGUCACCUGUCGAGGCCUGGAUCUGUGCUGCCCCGAAGCCGUUUGAAGAGGCCUGGGAAGGGGAGUGGCCACUGGAGAGGCCAGCCCAGUCCUUAUGGUGCGGAGGCUUUCUUCUGAGUGUGAUUAGAGAACAAAACACACAGAAAGCUCUCGGAGAGAGAGAGGGUACGUGAGUCACCUUUACAGGAAAAGCCAGAAUGAACUCAUAACCUGGUCUUUCUUGGACAGCCGCAAGCAGCCCGCCAUCAUGUGGAGCUGCGGCCCGCUCAACGGCACGGGCGGCGCGGAGGACCAGCCGCUGUGCCAGCACCUGCAUCUGGUCCUGUCCGUCUUCUCCCUGCUCUACCUGGUGGCCGGUGUCCCCGUUGGCCUGGGCUACAACGCCCUGCUCGUCCUGGUCAACCUGCACGACCAGAGCAGCAUGACCAUGCCUGACGUCUACUUCGUCAACAUGGCCGUGGCGGGCCUGGUGCUCAGCGCCCUGGCGCCCGUGCACCUGCUGGGCCCCACCGCCUCCGGGUGGGCCCUGUGGGGCUUCGGCAGCGAGGCCCACGUCACGCUGCUGGUGCUGUUCAACGUCUCCUCCCUGGUGACCAUGUACUCCACGGCCCUGCUCAGCCUCGACUGCUACAUCGAGCGGGCGCUGCCGCGCACCUACAUGUCCAGCGUCUACAACACGCGACACGUGUGCGGCUUCGUCUGGGGCGGGGCCCUGCUCACCAGCUUCUCCUCCCUGCUCUUCUACGUCUGCAGCCAUGUGGCCGCCAGGAUCGUCGAGUGUUCCAAGAUGCGGGACGCGCAGGCCGCGGACGCCAUCAUGGUGUUCAUCGGCUACGUGGUCCCCGCCCUGGCCGUGCUCUACGCGCUGGCGCUCAUCUCGAGGAUCCGGAAGGCGGACACGCCGCUCGACCAGGACGCGGGGAGGCCGGACCCCUCGGUGCACAGGCUCCUGGUGGCCACCGUGUGCACGCAGUUCGGGCUCUGGACGCCUCACUACCUGACCCUCCUGGGGCACACGCUGCUGGCCUUGCGGGGGAAGCCCGUUGACAGGCACCACCUGGGGAUCCUGCUCUUCGCCAAGGACGUGGCGAGAUUCCUGGCCUUCUCCAGCAGCUCCGUGGUGCCGCUCCUUUACCGCUACAUCAACAGAAACUUCCCCAGCAAACUCCGGCGGCUGACAAAGAAAAUGCACUGCGGGCGCCAGAGCUGCUCCCCGGACCGAGCAGGGGUACAGCAGGUGAUGGCGUAGAGCCGGCGGCUGGGGUCACGGCCGCUCGCUGAGCGCGGGUCCUGGGGCCGCCACCAGUGCCCCGGAUGGGGUCAUCGGACGGGCAGUCAACGGCGUACUUCCCGGAGGCACGGUCCGGGCCCCCUCCUGGGAGACAGGCGACCGACACUUGACCUGGAUGCACAGCACUUUGUCACGGCCCGCUC